AGAAAUCUACAUCAUGAUGCUGAAGUUUUGUUGAAAAAGAACUGGGUCUGGUCCCCGCAGCGCAUGUUGCGCGCCACUCCCCCCGGCCUCCCCCACUGAUAACCUGGAACCUUGACCCUCACGCUGAGAUCGGCUCGCUCUUCAACAGAGCUCCUUGGCGGGUGAAAUGCUCCUUUGCACCCUCUCAAGAGAACUCCCUCAGAAAAUACCAUGGUCUUACCAUCUCCGACCUCAAGUCCGUCGGCUAGCCGCCUGAAGAUCGGUUGACGCCCUUCUUCCCCACCGACUGUCAACUCUUGCAGGCGCCCCGUGAUGCACCAUCAAACAAAUGCCGACUAGUGGAGCACAUGCCCACAGAAUACGGAAUGUCUACAUCACUCGCCCUGGUUUACCACUCCGCAAUAAACGAGUGUUCAUUGCGGAAGGCGAUGAUGGGGAGCGCUCGGAGCAUCAGAUUCAAGAGAUGUGGCUGAGCACGACGGUAAUUCACCCUUCCGUCAUGUCUUACGAGCUGAUGAAGGUGAAUUCGGGAAUGCUCGAGUUUCUGAAAUGGGAUAAGUUUUCAAUGCUUCUAUGCAUCAAUUAGCCUGUCACGUUGCCCGAAA
Messenger RNA from Parathielavia appendiculata, 605 nucleotides. RefSeq lists its product as uncharacterized. Lineage: Eukaryota; Fungi; Ascomycota; Sordariomycetes; Sordariales; Chaetomiaceae. The transcript has a single exon. The record is from RefSeq and is a predicted model, not a curated record. Bases 329 to 586 code for a protein of 85 amino acids.